Oncorhynchus kisutch (coho salmon) is the source of this 3040-nucleotide messenger RNA. RefSeq names its product zinc finger protein 2 homolog. Gene Ontology annotation, biological process: regulation of transcription by RNA polymerase II. Gene Ontology annotation, molecular function: RNA polymerase II cis-regulatory region sequence-specific DNA binding; DNA-binding transcription factor activity, RNA polymerase II-specific. The transcript has 3 exons. The record is from RefSeq and is a predicted model, not a curated record. Lineage: Eukaryota; Metazoa; Chordata; Actinopteri; Salmoniformes; Salmonidae. The coding region runs from base 627 to 2144 and encodes 505 amino acids. Gene Ontology annotation, cellular component: chromatin; transcription regulator complex; PcG protein complex.
AAGACCACUUCCUUCUCAACGGCGCUGAUUCUGGUCUGCUCCGUGAAGCGGAAGAAUUAUGAAUCAAAUCAAAUGUUAUUGGUCACAUACAUAUUUUAUUGCUGGUGUAGCGAAAUGCUUGUAAUGCACUGACUACUGCGGAGGUUGCAUUGUUGAAAAUGCUGCAUGGACACUGCAGACAUCGGAUUGAACGUACACCAGGUUUUUCUGGUUCGCUGCACGGAUAGCGCUGCUGUAAACAGUCUGGUAUUUUAUAGGCGUCCAUUACUGGGCCUCAGACAUUUAAACUAUCUGGACUCUCGAAGAGGACGUUGUUUCAAGUGGAUCUCGGGUAGAGUUAGACGAUAACAGACAACAGGAUUCUUGGUGAAUAAGGUGUUGAACGUUUAAUUGACUUUACUAGAUUUAAAUCUUAUCCAGGAUCUUUCUGAAGUAAGGUUAGCCAACAUCAGACAUUUAUUUGUCACAGUUUAAGUCUAGUUUUGAUAUUUUAAAGGACGCCUGAUUGCUCUGGUCUAUCUGUUUAUCUGAAUGCUGUGACAAAGUAACUGUAGUGUAAACUAGCUACAUAUUUACUCUCACGUUUUUAUAUUUGAAGAAACGCUGAAGAAAGAAUAGCUUCCACGAUGAAUCGGGACAGAGCUAGUCCGUCCCCCUCCACCCUGCCGGAGUCCCCUGGUCACAACUCUCCUGGUAGCUCCUUACUGCUGGGUCUGAAGAGGUUGUCUGUGUGGCUGGUCGACUGCAGGAAAACACCAGGGCAGAGUGGAACUGUGAAAGGAGGACACGAGGAGGGAGAUGAAGAUUUGAUUUCAUCAAGGGACAGCACUAACCAUUCUCUCAGUUGGAUGGGCUUGUCAUCUGCGGAGCCUCAACAACAUCGUCUUGAUGACGAGAAAGAGAAGUGUCUCUAUAGACCAGAGCACCCCAAGAAACACCAGCAGAGAUGUAUAGGGAAGAAACCUCAACACUGCUGCUCUGACUGUGGGAAGAGUUUCACUAGCAGGAGUGAUUUCAUUAUUCACCAGUGGAUUCACACCCGGGAGAAACUGUACUGCUGCUCUCAGUGCGGGAAGAGUUUCACUGCUUCUAACGCCUUCCAAUCUCAUCUGCAAAUUCAUGCAGGGGAGAGACCUUACCCCUGCCUUGAUGGUGGAAAGAGCUUCAAUCAGUCAAGCAACCUGACUACACACCAGCUAACACAAACUGGAGUGAAGCCUUUUAUCUGUGAUCAGUGUGGAAAGAGCUUUGCUGUAGCUUCCACCCUGAGUAGACACCAGGUUACACACACAGGAGAGAAGCCUUAUAGCUGUGAUCAGUGUGGGAAAAGCUUUGCUGUAGUUUCCUCCCUAAUUAGACACCAUCGAACACACACUGGAGAGAAGCCUUAUAGCUGUUAUCAGUGUGGAAAGAGCUUUGCUGUGUCAGAAAAACUAACUAUACACCAGCGAACACACACAGGAGAGAAGCCUUAUAGCUGUGAUCAGUGUGGGAAGAGCUUUGCUGUAGUUUCCUCCCUAAUUAGACACCAUCGAACACACACUGGAGAGAAGCCUUAUAGCUGUUAUCAGUGUGGAAAGAGCUUUGCUCUAUCAGAAAAACUAACUAUACACCAGCGAACACACACAGGUGAGAAGCCUUAUCGCUGUGAUCAGUGUGGGAAGAGCUUUGCUGUAGCUUCCACCCUGAAUAGACACCAGCUAACACACAGUGGAGAGAAGCCUUAUAGCUGUGAUCAGUGUGGGAAGAGCUUUGCUGUAGUUUCCUCCCUGAUUAGACACCAUCAAACACACACUGGAGAGAAAACGUAUGUCUGUCUAUGUGGGAAGAGCUUUGCUCUAGCUUCCACCCUGACUACACACCAGCGAACACACACUGGAGAGAAGCCCUAUAGCUGUUAUCAGUGUGGCAAGAGCUUCAGUCAAUCAGUACACCUGAAUACACACCAGCGAACACACACAGGAGAGAAGCCUUAUAGAUGUGACCAUUGUGGAAAGAGCUUCAGUCAAUCAGUACACCUGAAUACACACCAGAGAACACACACAGGAGAGAAGCCUUACAGCUGUGAUCAUUGUGGAAAGAGCUUCAGUCAAUCAUUAAACCUGAAAACACACCAGCUAACACACACUGGAGAGAAACAUUAGAUAGACAUACAGUACCAGUCAAAAGUUUGGACACACCUACACAUUCCAGGGUUUUUCUUAAUUUUUUGUAUUUUCUACAUUGUAGAAUAAUAGUGAAGCCAUAAAAACUAUUGACAUAACACAUAUGGAAUCAUGUAGUAACCAAGAAAAAUGUUAAAUAAUUCCAAAUAUAUUUAAGUUUCUUCAAAGUAGUCACCCUUUGCCUUGAUGACAGUUUUGCACACUCUUGGCAUUCUCUCAACCAGCUUCAUGAGGUAGUCACCUGGAAUGCAUUUCAAUUAACAGGUGUGCCUUGUUAGAAGUUCAUUUGUGGUAUUUCUUUCCUUCUUAAUGCCUUUGAGCCAAUCAGUUGUGACAUGGUAGGGGUGGUAUACAGAAGUUAGCCCUAUUUGGUAAAAGACCAAGUCCAUAUUAGGGCAAGAACAGCUCAAAUAAGCACAGAGAAACAACAGUACAUCAUUACUUUAAGACAUGGUCAGUCAAUAUAGAAUAUUUCAAGAACUUUGAAAGUUCGCUAAAACUUGUGCUUAAAUCUGAUUGAAUUCAACUGGUCUAAUGUCCAUUGCUCGUGUUUCUUGGCCCAAGCAAGUCUGUUCAUCCUAUUGGUGUCCUUUAUUAGUGGUUUCUUUGCAGCAAUUCGACCAUGAAGGCCUGAUUUCGGCAGGGUAGCCUAGUGGUUAGAGUGUUGGACUAGUAACCGGAAGGUUGCAAGUUCAAGCCCCCGUGCUGACAAGGUACAAAUCUGUCGUUCUGCCCCUGAACAGGCAGUUAACCCACUGUUCCUAGGCCGUCAUUGAAAAUAAGAAUUUGUUUGCCUAGUUAAAUAAAAGGUAUUUCACGCAGUCUCCUCUGAACAGAGAAGGUUCAAUUAAAGUUUUAAAUAAAAAAUACAAAUC